CUGACUAUCACAUGAUCGUGUCCUUGCCGGGAGCAGGUAUGAUGUCCAAGAUGGGACGUUGCGUCGUGCUGCUUGUCUUACUACUGAUCAUCAAACUCGGCCAUGCCAUGGUGUUGGACGAUGAGGCAACUAUCUUCAGAUCUAACAGCCUACCCAAUGACAGGAAGUUUAUGGCCACAGUCGGGAACGGUUACGUCGCCACUACGGUCUACAGCGACACGAUCUUCAUGAACGGACUGUUUAACGGGGAGGGCGGGGCCAGUCACCGCGCACGGAUUCCCGCCACCGUGUCGGUUACCGUCAGUCUGGAUGGAAGCACCAACCAAUCAUACGCCCUGGAUGUGGCACGUGGAGUGUUCACCCACACGUUACAAUCCGAGGUGGCAAACGUGCAACAGCGUACGUACGCUCACCAGUUCUACUCCAGACUUCUCGUUACGGAGAUAACGGUCGACAGGACAAACGCCAUAGCAACCAGGGAGCCUCAACCAAUCAGAGUUGACCUGAAGAGCAACAUGGGGGGUCCAAGUGAUGAUGUAGAGUUCCACGAUGGGCCUGACUUUCAGGGAGGAAAGUACAUGCUGGGUAAAAUCAAGACCCCAGAGCUAAAGGGAGGAGACAAGCCGAUAGUCCAUGUGGUGUGGACACCAGUCCCUGAUAACAUCACUCUUCCAGCCGACCAAUCAACACAGACCUGGACGUUCAUCACAUCCAUCUCGUCCAAUCAGAAGGAGGCACAGCAGUUCUACCACAAUGGGAUGAACCUUGCAGGUAAGGGUCGACUGUACAGUAACCACACCCAGUCCUGGCUCAAUGUGUGGGAGGAGGGCAGAAUUGAAACAACGGGUAACCUGAAGCUCCAACAGGCUAUCUACGGCAGCUUGUACUAUAUCCUCAGCUCCCUGCCUCCUCUCAACGCUCCCAAAGAUUUUGAGUUUUUCGGGGUAAGUCCAGGUGGUCUGGCGAAUGGAAAGUACCAAGCGGACUACCAAGGGCACAUCUUCUGGGACCAGGCGACUUGGAUGUACCCCCCUAUUCUACUCCUCCAUCCCGAGUUGGCACGGUCCAUGUUGGAGUCUCGCACACGCGUACUAGACGCGGCGAAGGAUAACGCCCGGAAGAGGGGCUACAACGGCGCAAUGUUCCCGUGGGAGAGCGCGUACACGGGACACGAGGUGUGCCCGGCGCCGGGCCCGCUGAAGUACGAGCACCACGUGACGGGAGACAUCGCGUUUGCGGCUCAGCAGUACUUCCUGUCGACCGAGGAUGUGGACUUCCUGUUGUACCAGAAAGGCUACGACUUCAUCACCAGUAUGGCACAGUUCUGGGCCAGCCGCACUCAGUAUGAUAAGGACAAAAAGAAGUAUGUUAUAAAAGCGGUGAUGCCCCCGGAUGAAUACCAUGAGAAUGUGGACAACUCUGCCUACACCAACAUCGUGGCCAUGUACAGUAUCAACUUCGCUUCCAAGUUAGCCAAGCUGCUAGGGAAGACCACACCUAGCAACUGGACUGACAUUGUCAACAACAUGUAUGUCCCAUUUGACCAGAAACUUCAGUAUCAUCCUGAAUAUGAAGGCUAUACUACAAACAUCCAGAUAAAGCAGGCUGACGUGAUCCUGCUGGGUUACCCCCUACUGUACAACAUGUCUGAACAGGUCUACAGGAAUGACCUGACCAUCUACGAGCGUGUGACGGACGUGAAGGGACCCGCCAUGACCUGGGGAAUCUUCGCCACGGGAUGGCUCCAGCUGGGUAACAUCACCAAGGCCAACAGUCUCUUCGCUCGCAACUACAAAAACAUACAAGAACCAUUCAAGGUGUGGACGGAGACUAGUUUUGGGGCCGGUGCGGUGAACUUCAUGACUGGUAUGGGCGGCUUCCUACAGGCGGUUAUGAACGGUUACGGCGGGAUCAGACUGAGGGAGAACCAGCUGGACUACCACCCUACCAUACCAGAACACACCACCAACUUUAACAUCAUAGGGCUGGACUACAGACGAAACAAGCUGAACUUUGAAGCCGACUGUAACCAGAUCCGAGUCACCCUGACACGACAGGACAAAGGUCACCAGCAGCUGAGACUCAAGGUCAAGGCCACAGGACAGGAACACAUCCUACAGCCUGGAGUAUCUGUAGUGUUUUCCCGUGGAGCUGCCUCAAUAUUCCCACAGACAACGCUGUAGUUUAACUGUGCCUUCUUCAAUUUGUGGAGU
Branchiostoma belcheri (Belcher's lancelet) is the source of this 2213-nucleotide messenger RNA. RefSeq names its product acid trehalase-like protein 1. The transcript has 11 exons. The record is from RefSeq and is a predicted model, not a curated record. Gene Ontology annotation, biological process: carbohydrate metabolic process. Bases 12 to 2183 code for a protein of 723 amino acids. Gene Ontology annotation, molecular function: catalytic activity. NCBI's taxonomy places the organism in Eukaryota, Metazoa, Chordata, Leptocardii, Amphioxiformes, Branchiostomatidae.